Molecule: messenger RNA, 7294 nt
Organism: Dicentrarchus labrax (European seabass)
Lineage: Eukaryota; Metazoa; Chordata; Actinopteri; Moronidae
Gene: ankfn1a
Product: ankyrin repeat and fibronectin type III domain containing 1
Exons: 26
Coding region: 236-4666 (1476 amino acids)
Biological process (GO): establishment of mitotic spindle orientation; regulation of establishment of bipolar cell polarity
Cellular component (GO): spindle
Molecular function (GO): protein binding
Source: RefSeq, a predicted model, not a curated record
GACCGAGGCUCGGCCCUCCCAGCUGUGGGACUGGGCGUCAGUGCGGUGGGUGAACCGCAGUGAAACCUGAGCCCGCUCCGGCCUGCAGCCCCGCUGUAUUUUGGGAUGUUUUACACGGAGCAGGACAAAGACACGUUACCAGGCGGGAGCCCAGUCUGAUGUCCCUGCGCCGGGAACCGAAGGACCGACAUUGUUCCUGCGGAAGAAGGAGGACUCAGAGACGAUAUGGCUGAAGAUGUCCGUGGACUCUGAUAACUCCUGUGUUUUGCUGUCAUCGCGAGACUCCAGGACGUCCUGCGUCUUCCAGACUGCAGACGAGAAAGAUGAGCUCCCCGGAGCGGGAGAGGAGAGCGUUCUGGAGAUGCUGAGCUACUCCAAGUUCUCCGACCUGGAGACAUGGCUGUGCAUGCCGUCCUCGCUGCUGCUGUCCAGGACCACGCUGGACUCCACCCGCACCUCCUCCGACUCCUCCAACUCCUCCUGCUCUCACGCAUCCAACCACUCCUCCCCGCCGAUCUCCUCCUCCUCCUCCCGCCGCUCCACCUGCAGCGAGCCGGGGGAGGCCGACACACCACUCAGGUCAUCGGAGAGAGAGUCCACCUUCCUCACCCCGGCCCUGGGGAAGGAGUUGCCGUUCCUCGCCACGUCCCUCCUCCCCAUCCUCUCCUCCACCCCUGUCGCCUCCGCCUCCCACAGCGGGGUCAGCAUCAGGAAGCGGCGGCGGCUCGCUGCCAGUCCUGGAGGACUCCACUGGAACUCUGCAGGUUCGGUGCAGCGCGACUUCUGGUCACCUGAUGUGUCUCCGGUGUCGGGGGGGAGCCCGGCAGCAGCAGCAGGAGGUGCGAGGAGCCUCCCCCUGGCUGAGGGAGGCGGGGCGGCGUGGUCCAGCGACCGGGCGGCCUUGAGGAAGACGGUUUCGGUUGACGACCGCCUGCUGCAGCCGGCGGGCGGAGAGCUGCCACACCUGAGACUGCUGAGUCGGCUGGAGAGAGGACGGAAGAAGCUCCGCAACAUCCACAGCCUCGGAACCACGGGACGCUACGACACCAGGAAGAAGUCGGACAGUAAGAUCUCUCGGUUGGCCCAGAGGUGGAACCAGAGGCCGGCAGGAGAUGCUCUGAUCAGAGACCUGAAGCCCCUGUGUCACACGGGAAUCCCCCGAUCCUCACUCAGCCUGGACAGCAGACGCCUCCCGGGUGUCAUGACCCAGCAGAUGCAGAACCUGCAGUUGUCCCAGACCAGGAAGUGCCCCGGCGGGCCAGCCUCCCCCAGCGCCGCCAAGCGCCUCUACCGGAACCUGUCGGAAAAGCUGCGAGGAAGCACCUCCUCCUUCGAAGAUGCCUACUUCUUCGGAAAGACGGACCGCCUCCGCAAAGCCUCGACCAUGCAGGGCAGCGACUGUAUCUUCGAGGCGGUGGAGCAGCAGGACCUGGACACGGUGCAGAUCCUCCUGUACCAGUUCUCAGUGGAGGAGCUGGACCUGAACACCCCCAACAGCCAGGGCCUGACGCCGCUGGACAUCGCCAUCAUGACCAACAACACGCCCAUCGCCAAACUGCUGCUGAAGGCCGGCGGCAAGGAGAGUCCGCACUUUGUGAGUGUGGAGAGUCGGGAGGCCCACCUGAGCUCUCUGGUGGUGGAGGCUGAGCAGCGGGCGGCGGACAUGGCGGCUCAGGCGCAGAGAGAAGGCCUCUCUCUGGAGGCCUGCCAUAAGGACAAACAGCUGAGAGCCUGGGAGUGGAGGAGCAAGCUGUACAAACGCAUGAAGACCGGCUUCCAGCACGCACGUGCCCCGGAGGCCCCAUCUAUGGUUCGUCUGAGCGUGAGCAGUAGCACAACGCUGACCGUCACCUUCCAGGAGCCGCAGUGUCUCAACUCGACAGUUGUGACCAAAUACAGAGUGGAGUGGAGCUGCCUGAAGGAUUUCUCACUGCUUGCUGGAGAGAUGGUGUUGGAUAAUCUGCAGGCCCUCAAGUGCAUCAUCAGCAACCUCACCACGGGUCGGCUCUACUACGUUCGAGUGUCGGCUUACAACAUGAAGGGCUGGGGUCCUCCCGCCUCCUCCCUGCCUCCCUCUGCAGCUCCCUCCAACUGGAGGGAGAGCGACGGACGGGAGCCCCGGAGGCGAGGCCACAUCGAGGCCAUGGAGCGUCUGCUGCAGCAGGUCCGAGCGACUCACACACACUACUGCUGUGGAGACAGCUCAAAGCUCCAGAACCCGAGCAGGAAGCAGUCGGUCUCCAGGAGCCUGAAACACCUCUUCAACUCCUCCAACAAGUUUGUGAAAACACUGAAAAGGGGGAUCUACCUGGCGGCCGUAUUCUACCAUAAGGACAGUUUACUGGUGACAGCCGAGGACCAGAUCCCCAUCGUGGAGGUGGACGACUCCUACAGCAGCUCCCUCAUGCAGGACUUCCUCUGGUUCACCAAGCUGUCCUGUAUGUGGGAGGACGUCCGGUGGCUGAGACAGAGUAUGUCGGUGUCGAUGUCGUCGUCCUCCACCCUGCAGGCUCGGCACAAGAUGCUCACCGCUGCCAGCCAGCUGCAGAGCCUGCUGGGAACUCACAACCUGGGCCGUGUCCACUACGAGCCCAUCAAGGAUCGCCACGGCAACGUGCUGCUGGUGACCAUCCGCGACGUGGAGAGCCAGCACUCGCUGCUCAGCGGGAAGUGGAUGCAGGUCACCAAACUGCAGAGCCAGAGGAAGUCCCUGUCCACGCCGGAGGAGCCGUACGCCCUCGACAUCCUCAUCAUCACCAUCCAGGACAUUUUGGCGUACCAGCGCCGCAGCACUCACCGGUUGGCCCCCGGCCUCUACCUGGGCUACCUGAAGCUCAGCAGCUCUGUAGACCAGAUCAAAGUCCUGGUGUCCCAGCGGACCCCCAACAUGCUCUGUCACAGCCGCAUACGAGACAACGCCAACGUCUCCAGGGAGGAGUGGGACUGGAUCCAGACGCUGUCGGCUGCAGGAGAAAAGGAGCAGACCGGGGAGGAGAGCGAGGAGGCGGGGCCUAGGCCGGAGAGCCACGCCCCUUUACUGUACUACGAGCUGCAGACGGCGAUCAAGUCUCUGCUGAAACACAUCAACCUACCUCUGCCCCAGGCCCGUCACUUCCGCCUCUACAGUCAGGAGGUGGUGGAGCUCGGUCACGGCGUCUCCUUCCUGCUGCUGCUGCCGGCGGCCGACAACGUUUGCUCCGCCCCCGGACAGUCCAACCCCUACACUACCCUGUCAGGGUUCCUCCACCUCCCUCUGCAGAUGUUCGAGCUCGUUCACUUCUGCACCUUCAAGGAGAAGUUCAUCAGUCUGUACUGCCGCCUGUCCUCCGUCCUCGAUCUGGACGCCCUCAUUACCCAGCAGGCACUGCGGGAGGCCAUCACCGACAGUGAGGUGGCCACUGCGAAACAGAGGCACCAGCUCAUACUGGACUACAUCCAGCAACUGGACGAAGUUCGUCGUGAUCUUCGCUGGAUCACCGACGCCCUGCAGUACGCCCGCUACAAGCAGCCUCGCGGCGGCGUACCAAUCACCUGCCUGGUGGACGCCAGCGCUCCAGAUAACGACUCCGGCCAGCAGAAGACGGACUCCACCUCCUCGACCAUGGACUAUCUUCCUACACCUUCCCCCUCACCCGAACUCCGCAGACGGAAAGUCAUGAGUGACUCUCUGCUCGGGUCCGAUGAAGACGGGUCCUCUGAGGUUUUUCUCCCGACUGACAGUGACUACGACUCCAGCGACGCGCUGAGCCCCCGUGAGCUGGACCUGCUCUACUCUCCAGCCCAGGAUCUAUCCCAGCAGGCUGUGCACUCGCUGGGCGGCAGCGCCCCAGACGUGCUCCAGAUCCACGAGCUCAGGUACAGCGUCUGCCCUCCCAAAGACCUCCCCCUCUCCUCGGGGGUGAAGGAUCCUCUCUCCUCACCCCUCCUCCCCCACUCCCCCUCUCUAUCCACAGACUUCCCUCUCUCUCCCUCCGGUCUGCCUCGCUCUCCCUCCCUCUCCAGGACCCUUCCCACCUCUCCGUCCGUCCCCCUGUCCCCCAGAUUCUCCAAGGACCUGCCUCUGUCCCUCCCUCUCUCCCCGGCGCUGUCCGACACCACCAAGACCUUUGAGGGCCUCUCCCUCUCCAAGGAGGGCGUUGCUCCCCUGAGGGCCCUCGCCAACCCUCCCGCCAAACGCAAACUGCUCUCCAGGAGCCACCGGGGCCAGUACUUCAGCGGGCCCCAGCGCUGGCUCCGGGGCCACAGCGGGGAGACGCACACAGGAUCUUUAUCCGAGGGCGUCUACACCAAGCAGCUUGACCUGGACCUGCCUCUGCCCGGGGACCCGCCUUCGCUGCCGGGCCCCACCUACGUGAGCCACGCCUCCUGCGUCCUGGAGAGCCGGAAGGGCCGACACCGGGAUCCGCGGCCCCACGUCCGCAGGAUCUUUGUGGAGCCGUGUAAGGAGCUGUCGCCGGGCCACGAGAGGAGUGGCUGGGAGGAGGAGGAGGAGGAGGAGGGGGGAGAGACGAGGGAGGAGGUGACGGCUGCAGGCGUGUCGGUGGUCGUGGCACAGGUGGAGUCUGGAGGGGAGGGGGAGGAGCCAGAGGGGGCCUCCAUCCAGGAAGUAGACUCAGACGACCAAACGAAUGCGCAGGUGUCAGAGAUCCUCAGCAGCACGCUGUAGAGUCGGACCGCCGCUGAGGGCGAAGCAGCGACCAUUGGCCGGGCGCGUGGCGGCGUGCGGCCCUCAGACCUCUCCGUAGAUUGUAAACUAAACUAAAGUUGCUGGUUCAACUCCGCCAAGCCUCAGAACCCAUGGCAGCGACUGUUACACAGAAAAUAAUCAAUGCAACAACAAACCGAGCACUGCUGACUGUACGUCAACCAAAAAGAAGAAGAAGGUUUGAUUGACUUUUAUUUUCCCCGGUUUAGUUAAAUUCUGUCGACAAACUCUCAGAUUGAAAUGUUGGAACAGUUUUUCUUUCCCGUCUUCAGAGCAUGGAUUCUCCUCUACUUGAAGUGAAUGUACAGUUUGUGUGGUCUCCUGUGGCGAUUGAAUCCCGUCUUUCAAUCAGUGUUAUUUUGCUAUGAUGUGGUCGAAUAAACCUGUGGUCAGUUUAAAGAAAAAGACUCAAACAGUCACUAAACUCAGACCACUAAAGUAUUUUUAUAGUCUUGGAUUAAAGAUGUACUUUUCUAUGGAAGCCCAUUUCUGCCAAUGUGACGUAAAAACACAUUAUAUUAUCAUUAAAAUUACUUAUUAUAAUCUAUCGUUAUUUAAGGUUUCUCAUUAUAAAGAGAGAAUCAUUAUUUCUUCCUCACAUUGGCAGCAAUGAGCUUCCGUAUCUAUCAGAGCUGUAUUUUGUCGGCAUGAAGUAGUUUGUAGCUGUCGUUUUGUUUUUUUUGUGUCCGGUUUGUGCCUCCUCCUUGUUAAGCAUGACAGCGUCAGGGGUCAGGGGUCAGGGGUCGGGGUCGGGGUGGGGGGUCAGGAUACAGUUUGACUGAAGGCAGUCUGCACUUUGCCCCUCGGACCCGCCGGUGUUUGUGUUCACCUUCGUCCACAGUCACUGUAGUGUUUCCCCUGUUAGAGCUGUUUGAACAGGUUCCUCUGAUAUAUGCACGCGAUUUUGAACAGUGUGUUUUUAAUGUUUGCACAUUAUGGAAUAAAAGCUAAUUGAAUAUGUUUUAUGCAAUUGGGCAUUAACUGUGGCAGCUUCUCUCAUUAAUGACUGUAACAAGGUCCAACGUGUUGAUGAAGACGUGUGAAGUGUUUCCAGGUUCUGGUUUGAAUGUGUAGCACUGAUACUGCAGAGGUCAGUACUGCGGUUACACCUUCAGUUUGAUAUCACACACAUACACAGAGGUUGAGCAGGAAGCUAAAGCCAGGGGGGGAUUAGCCUAGCUUAGCAUAAAGACCAGCAACCUCUGUUGGCUGCAAAUGAAGCCAAAACCUGCAGUUCCUCUAAAGUCCACUAGAGGCUCCAGCAGUGAGUCAGGCUUCAUAUUCAACUGCAGAAACAAACAUGUUUACUAAACUCACCACUUAAAGUUAUACAUAAGCCCCGCCCCUUUUUGCUAUGUGCUCCAAUCACAGUUGAGCAACUUCCUCCCUUCCUGUACUUAGAGAUGCUACAUGCUAAGCUAAUCUAUGUUCAAAAGACAACCACAUUUUAAAGAUGGUUAAAAGAUAAAAGAGACAUUUAUAUAGUCACAUCUUAGCUAUUAAUGACCCAUUAAUGUCCACAGUGGAAUUAUAAUAAUAAUUAUAAUAAUAGAAUUUCAUUUGCAGCACUUAAAGUAUUAGCUAAGCUAUGCUAAGCUAAGCACAAAUCCACUAAAAUAUUUUUAUUAAACUUUUUUUAGUCGUUAGUCACUUGGAGGAAGAUUCCUCUGAAACUGUCGGUUAGAAUUUUAAUAUUUUAAUAAUUUUUGAUACAAACAUUUUCGGGACUGUUACGAAAAAAAUUCACAAAGAAAACUGAAAGUUGCUUUUUUCUUCUGGUAUUUCCGUCAUUCAGACACACGUUCAAUAAUAGUUUAAUAAUGUUUGACAGGAACUCCCAGUGACUGACCACUAAAUACAGUUCUGUUUGGUACCAGUGGAUCCAGAACCUUCAGUCAGUGAGGAAAUCUCAUAUUCAAAUUAACGUUUGUAUCUUUCUGUUUACCAGUUAAGGAAAUAAUAAACAAAAAGUAAGUUUCUGUGUUUCCACCUCGUUAGUCGUCUUUAAUGAGUUAAUAUCCAAAACAAAAUCAACCUACAGGAACUUUCUGUCGCUCUAUGGAAGCUCAUUUCUGCCAGUUAAACAAAAUCAGAUGAAAACUUAAUAAUUAAAAUAUUCCCACAGAAAGUUACAAAAGAGAAAUUGUAUCUCAGAAUUAUGACUUUCUGUCAUAUUUUCAACUUUAAUGUCACGAUUAAAAAUGUAUUUCAUUAUUUUGAGUUUUUUUAAUCAUUAUUUUGAUUUAAGGUGAAUUUUUCGUUAUUAUCGAGUUUUAAUCUCAUUUUAUAUUUGGCAGUAAUGGGCUUCCAUACAUCUCUGAUCAACGGAGCAAAGAAGAAGAUUAAACACGAGAUUCAAAGGCUUUUAUUGUGAAAUGUCAGAGACAGGACGUUGUACCUGAAGCUUCAGUCAGGUGACUCUCUCCAGUAUUUCUGUAUAUUUCUGCACCAGGAACCUUUCUGACUUUAUUUAUUUGCUUUAUUAUGAUUUAUUAAAGGUGGACCUGUGUUUUUUUAUGGCUCCAGUGUUUUCAUGAAUGGAUGUAAUUAACAGCUGAAAUAAACUCAUGUGGAUGUUGUGCACUUAAA